Lucilia cuprina (Australian sheep blowfly) is the source of this 905-nucleotide messenger RNA. RefSeq lists its product as uncharacterized. The record is from RefSeq and is a predicted model, not a curated record. The transcript is spliced from 4 exons. Lineage: Eukaryota; Metazoa; Arthropoda; Insecta; Diptera; Calliphoridae. The coding region runs from base 106 to 744 and encodes 212 amino acids.
UUAUAUUUAUUUAUUUUUCAUAAGUAGACAAAAUUAAUAAGGAGAAAUUACAACUCAAUAUUAUUAUUAAUUCGAGCUAAAUAUAACUAUUUUUUUAAUUCAACAAUGCCAUUCUUAGAAGAUAGCGGCAUAGAAAGUGAAGAUAAGUCAUCAUUAUUGGCAGAAGAACAUGAUUUGAAUUACCUAUUGAGAAAUAAUACAGAAGAACAUAUGGCGAACUUAGAUGUUAAAUUUAGUGGGCCAACUUCAAUAAUAACUAAAUCACAGGCUUCAUCUCUUAAAGCAACAAGUUCGUCGCAAACAAAUAUAAGCAAUGAGCCAGAAGAAUCAUUGAAACCACCAAAUACUUGUCGGAUACUUCAAAGAAAACUAGAACUAAAAGUAGAAAGGGCGAAACGAAACUACAGCCACUACCAGGAAACAAAUAAACGGAAAUCUCAGUCUGCCACCCUAAUACCGAUUUCAAGGCUCUCUAUACCUGGAGAUUUUGAACAAAAACCUUUAGUCGAUUAUAAAUCUGAAAGUGAUGAUUGCGAGGAGAUUUCUUUCUUCCCAAAUGAACAUCAUAAAGUACGAUCCAAACGACAGGCAGAACUUUCAGAUACUUUCAGCAUUCAAGAAAUGACUAUUGAUUCGGAUUUGGAGUCAAACGACUCCCAGAAUUUGGAAUUAUUAACACCACAUUUGAAGAGAAGCUUUAUAGAUUACUUAGCGAUGUGCUUAUGCUUUCACCAGUCAAGUUAAAAAUGUUAAAUGGUGCAAUUUUCCACAAAAAUUAUCGUAUAUAAUAUGUGAUGGAAUUCGAUCGAUUUGAAAGUGUGUGAUGAAUUUCAAUCAAAGAAUGUUUUUUUAUUUUCUUACAAAAUACUGCAAACAUAAUAAAAUACUUCCUAUAUAAAACCACA